AUUAGCGGGUUUUGUUUGAACGGGCAGCAGCAGGUGCUGGCGUCGCUUUUUUUUUUUUUGCUUUCGUUUGGGUUUUCUUUUGUGCAAAUUCGGGAUAAGCUGCACAAUAAUGUAUACGCCCAGGCAGAAGCAUCAUGGUCAGGCAUUUGCCUCCUCACCGCAAACGCCAAUAAGCUUUAGCCGUGAGUUGCGUCAAGUGUUGCAAGAGCGGAAUUUGCUAACAGCCAAAUCGCGAAGGAAAGUAUGCUCUAUGCUGGAUAGUAAUUCGAGUAGCCCAAUCGGUUCACCCAAUCCAGAGGCAGGGAAACGUAUGGGAUUUCGUCUGCAGGCUGUAGAGGAAAUCAUAUCUUCGGAGAAAUCGUAUCUGGAGCAAUUGGAGAUCUUGAUGAACUACUUUGUCAGGCCACUGAAAGAGCAAGCCAUUAUCGAUGGGACCAAUCAUACAGCACUUUUUGGACAAAUUGAAAUGAUUCACAAUCUAAAUGGCGAAUUCCUUAGGGAACUGCAGGCCAAUAUGGAAAAUGUGGCUCAGGCUUUUCUGAAAAUGGCCCCCUUCUUCAAGCUAUAUUCGGUCUAUGCCUUUGAUUAUCGUGGUGCUUUGUUCAUAUUGCAGGAUUUGAUAAGUAAAAAUCCAGUUUUUCGAAAAUUUCUUGAACAAACCGAAAGUCGUCCAGAAGUUCAACGCAAACUCAAUUCCCUGAUGAUAGUUCCCAUACAACGAGUGCCCAGAUAUAAAUUACUUUUGGAGCAAGUUCUGCUUUACACCAGUCCCGCCGAUGCCGACUAUAAAUUGCUCAAGGAAUCCGUUAAGGAAAUCGAAGCAACUGCUUCACAUAUCAAUACUUGCGUGGAGGAACAGGAAAUAACACAAUAUUUGAUUCAUUUGCAAAAUUCCUUGGUCAAUCGUACACCAAAUAUAGUGAAACCGUCUCGUCGCGUCAUUAAGGAGGGAAUCCUUCAAAAGAUCACCCACAAGGGUACAGAGAUCAAGCGCUAUUGUGUCCUUAUGUCCGACAUAUUCAUGUACUGUAAAAUGAUUAAGGACCGACCAUCAAAUACUGUCGUUGAGAAUUCUCUAGAAUGUUGUUGCAUUUUCCCUCUCAAGAAGUGCAAAGUGUAUGAAAUGUUGCCGGGUAAUUUCAAACUGACUUGUCAAAAUGAUGGCAUCAUAUUUGGGGCUGGAGAUCUGCAACAGUCUCGCACAUGGGUGAGCUUCAUACGGGAUGCGAUUGAUUUGCAUGUCCAAUGCCGCAAAACUUUGCGCAAGGAUUCCAGCAAGAGGACACCCAUACGGAAAAAGGAUAUCAAGAAAUUCGGUUCCGAUUAUGUACUGAGUCCCAAUAAACGAAAAUGCGAAUAUGAGACCAUAUUUCGCAAUAAAAAUCGCUCCGAGGAAUCCGAAGAGGAGGAGGAGGCCAAACCACAGAGUUAUUGCUUUCCGGGUAAGCGUAAAGCAACUCCAUUUGUAAGCCACAACAAGGUGAAGAAGCGUCCGGCUCCACAGCCACCAUCAUCGCCUCUUGCUGCUGCUGCUGCCGCUGCUCCUUCUUCCACUUCAGUUCAUCUAAGAGGAGGAGAAGGAGGAGGCUGUAAGGAGAAUCGCAUUUCUAAGCUCUAUAAAAUGAUUGCCACUGGCGAUAAAAUGGCACAUAAUGUUCGCGGUAUACUUAAACGCUCGAAUGUCACAACACCGGUCAAUCAUGGUCCAGAUAAUGAUCCCACUUAUGGUUUUGCCAGUCGUUAUUCCGAUUCGAAAUCUUACUUUCGUGCUCAUAAUGUCGACAAUACCAUACCCUCAGCUCUGAAGCGCGAAGAUCUCUUCGAUUCAGAUCUGGGUAAUGGUAAUUUUCAAGAUAUACUCUUUCCAUUGCGUUCAAGUGGCAGCAGUCAAAAGAGCGCAAAUGCUGGAAUUGGUGGAUGGACAACUCCCGCUCAGGAGCAACAAAUCUUUUCACCACCCCAAAAGAAGCGUGUUAAAUUUGAUGAUACACUUCACGAUGCAACAUCCACGAAUUCAAAGGAACAGCAGAAACCUUUUGUAUUUUCCAAAGUGGAAAGCAGCGCCAAAACCACUUCUUUGCGUGAACGGAUUUAUGACUUCUUUGCCAAUCUCUUUUAGAGAUUUGGCCAUUCCAAUUAUGGUAUAUAUAUAUAUACGUAUAUAUCGGCGUUACAAGACUUUAAGUGUACACUGAAUCAUACUGGAGAUGGACAAUAGAAAGUUUAAUACUUCAUAUCCUAUUCCCAGAUUCCCCUUAAAGACAACUGAUUCUUUUUUGUUUUGGAAAUAUCCAUUCCUAUAUAGUUUUCUAUAUGCAAACGUAAGACUUACCCAAAAUUUAUCCCCAUUUUCUAAAUGUUUAAGCGUCGUACAAGUUGAGUGCUUAUUAUACGUUUUUGUCAAUUUAUAUUAAAAAAAAAAGAUUUAUGCAAAAUUUGUUGGUUUACGUUAAGUGUAUAUGAUAGUAACCCUUUGCUUUUGAAAGUGGUUAAGAGAUUAAAUGAGAUUGAUAAACUUAAGAUAGGAAAUCAUACUCAUUUACCAUCUGGCGACCGAAUAUUUUUGGUUCUAUUUUCUGUUUUGCGCAUUAAGUUCAAUUUAUUAUUUUAUUAAUGUUUAUAUGCUCAAAAAAAUAUCAAUAAAUCUCUUUACACCUGCUAA
Molecule: messenger RNA, 2662 nt
Organism: Drosophila willistoni
Lineage: Eukaryota; Metazoa; Arthropoda; Insecta; Diptera; Drosophilidae
Gene: RhoGEF4
Product: kalirin
Exons: 4
Coding region: 110-2119 (669 amino acids)
Cellular component (GO): cytoplasm
Molecular function (GO): guanyl-nucleotide exchange factor activity
Source: RefSeq, a predicted model, not a curated record